GGGUGGGCGUGCCCACGCAGUGCCUUCCCGUCACGUGAUGCAGGUGGCGAAGCCGCCCUGAGGCGGCGCCAUGGCGGCCCCGUCCGAAACCGAGCGGCUGCUGGGCCGCGGGCCCGGUUACGGCACGGCGGAGGCCCCGGCGGUGGCGGAGGAGGAGGAGCUGCGCCGCCGCCUCAAGUAUUUCUUCAUGAGCCCCUGCGACAAGUACCGGGCCCGCGGGCGGCGGCCUGUGAAGCUGGGGCUGCAGCUGGCCAAGAUCCUCCUGGUCACCGUCCAGCUCAUUCUUUUUGGGCUCAGCAACCAGAUGGUGGUGACGUUCAAGGAGGAGAACACCGUUGCCUUCAAGCACCUCUUCCUGAAGGACUACGUGGACGGCGCCGACGACUCUUACGCCGUCUACACGCAACGCGACCUCUACGAGCGCAUGUUUUACGCCGUGGAGAAGUACUUGGCCAUUCCCAACGAGACCAUCGGCCGCUAUGCCUACGUGCAGGGCGAGAGCAGCGGGAACCACUCGGCCCUCAUGCUGUGCCAGCAAUAUUACCGUAAGGGACGCAUCGAUCCGGCCAACGACACCUUCAACAUAGACCCCAAGAUUGUCACAGACUGCCUGGGGGUGGACCCUGAGGACCCACAGCCUCUUCCUCCAGAGCUGGAGCACAGCUACAAGAACUUCACCCUCAAAUUCCACAAGCUCAUCAACGUCACCAUCCAGUUCAAGCUGAAAGCCAUCAACAUCCAAACCAUCAUCAACAACGAGAUCCCCGACUGCUACACCUUCACCAUCACCAUCACGUUUGACAACAAGGCGCACAGCGGCCGGGUGAAAAUCCACCUGGACAACCGGGCCGACAUCAAGGAGUGCAAAGAUCACAGCGUCUUUGGCCGAGGUGACAACUCCUUCCGGCUGUUCUUUGACGUCAUCGUCAUCCUCGUCUGCUCGCUGUCCUUCAUCCUCUGCGCUCGCUCCAUCAUCCGGGGCCUGAUGCUGCAGCACGAAUUCAGCCGGUUCUUCCAGCGCCGGUACAACCAGCGCGUGUGCCUGUCGGAUCGCAUGGAAUUCCUCAACGGCUGGUACAUCCUGCUGGUGAUCAGCGAUGUCCUCACCGUGCUGGGGACCGUCAUGAAGAUCGGCAUCGAAUCCAAAAAUUUCGCUGGCUACGACAUCUGCAGCAUCCUGCUGGGCACCUCCACGCUGCUGGUCUGGGUCGGGGUCAUUCGCUACCUCACCUUCUUCCAGAAGUACAACAUCCUCAUUGUCACGCUCCGGGUGGCCCUCCCCAACGUCAUCCGCUUCUGCUGCUGCGUGGCCGUCAUCUCUGGCUACUGCUUCUGCGGCUGGAUCGUGCUGGGACCGUACCACGUCAAGUUCCGCUCCCUUUCCAUGGUGUCCGAGUGCCUCUUCUCCCUCAUCAACGGGGACGAUAUGUUCGUCACCUUUGCCGAGAUGCAGCAGAACAGCUACUUGGUGUGGCUCUUCAGCCAGGUCUACCUGUACACCUUCAUCAGCCUCUUCAUCUACAUGGUCCUCAGCCUCUUCAUCGCCCUCAUCACCGGCUCCUACGAGACCAUCAAGCAUCAGUGCGAGGGCGAGACGCCCGUCUCCCAGCUCCACGCCUACAUCGCCCAGUGCAAGGACAGCCCCAAAGCGGGCAAGUACCGGCGGCACAGCACCUCAUCCUGCUCCGUUUUCUGCUGCUGCGAGCGGGCUCCCCUGCAAGACAACGCGCUGCUGGUGAAUUGAGGGAGGAGCCCCCACCCCCCGCAGACCCCUGGGGAUGCCCCGUGCUCCCCUCCCCCAGCCUUGAGUGCUUUUUUAAUUUAUUUUAUCGUCUGUUUUUACCGGCUUGGGACCCCAAAGGGGUGGGGACAGACGGUGGCCGUGUCCCCUGCACCUGGGGAACACCAGACAGAUGCUUGUGGCCCCGUUAAUUUUCUUAAUGGACUUUUAAGCUUAA
This is a messenger RNA of Falco peregrinus (peregrine falcon), 1958 nucleotides long. RefSeq names its product mucolipin TRP cation channel 1. The record is from RefSeq and is a predicted model, not a curated record. NCBI's taxonomy places the organism in Eukaryota, Metazoa, Chordata, Aves, Falconiformes, Falconidae. Gene Ontology annotation, cellular component: lysosomal membrane; plasma membrane. Gene Ontology annotation, molecular function: NAADP-sensitive calcium-release channel activity.